Molecule: messenger RNA, 2248 nt
Organism: Notolabrus celidotus (New Zealand spotty)
Lineage: Eukaryota; Metazoa; Chordata; Actinopteri; Labriformes; Labridae
Gene: cyb561d2
Product: cytochrome b561 domain-containing protein 2
Exons: 3
Coding region: 235-909 (224 amino acids)
Cellular component (GO): endoplasmic reticulum
Molecular function (GO): transmembrane monodehydroascorbate reductase activity
Source: RefSeq, a predicted model, not a curated record
UGACUUUCGCUUCAGAGGGGCAAAAUAGAUCCCUAGAAAACUGGCACAAUGUUGUGAGACACAUUUGGUAAAGCCUGCUGCUGACAAAGUCUCGUAGUCUUGCUGACAGAGUUAGAGCUCACGUUCAACAUUUCCGGUGUUAUGUGAAUGAAACUGCGAGUUCACUCCAGGUGACAGGCUGGCGUGGGGUUUUUUGCAUGUUGGCUACCUGGAUCUACAUAGAUUAUAUUAAACAUGGUUCACAGUAAAGAGAAAGACUCCGAGCCUGGGAUCUACGGUUUUACCCGCACAGCAGCAGCAGCUCUCACACACCUGGUCUGCAUCGUCUUCACUGUGUUGAUCACAGUUCUGUCCCGACCAGGAUCAAGUUUGUUUUCCUGGCAUCCCUUCUUAAUGACACUGGCAUUCUCCUUAUUCAUGACAGAAGCCAUACUCCUCUUCUCGCCUCAUGGCUCCCCCAUAAAAAGGUUUCAACACAAGACCAAAGGCCGUGUCCACUGGAUUCUGCAGUGCCUCUGUGUUUCUUGUGCGGUCCUUGGUCUGGCAGCCAUCUUUUACAACAAACACCUGAAUGACAAACCCCACUUCACCUCAUGGCAUGGUUGUCUGGGCCUGUUCACAGUGUGUGUGUUGGGGCUUCAGUCUUUGGCAGCUGUGCCUCUGAUCUACCACUCUCUGGCCAAAGGCUGGUCACUGGCCAAACUCAAACGCUACCACGCAGCGUCUGGACUUGUCACGUACCUGCUGGGCAGUGCCAGUGUAGUCCUGGGUCUUUGCUCUGCCUGGUUCACUAUGUCUGUGUUGGGGUACAACUGGUAUCUGGCAGCACUGUGCCCUACAUUCACUGCCUUUGUUAUGAUGAACCAAGUCACUAGUGCCUACAUGGCUAAGAAGCGAUUACAGUCCUGAUAGAAGACCGUAUCCACCCUUUUAAUGAAACAAGCACUGAAUGAGGUUUUCCAGCAGGUUAGAUUUGCACAAAGUGGACAUGAAACAUAUUUCUGAGGCUGUGUGCCACUCUGAAAAUCUUCACAUUUCAUGAACUGAAUCAAGAUACUUAAACACUCUUAUCCUUGUCAUUUUUCACAAUUUACAUGCAGUAGGUACCACUUAGGUCACUGUGGGCAUGUCUAUUUUUAUUUUAUUAGGAAUAUGGUCAGGCUUAUGUGACAAUUACACAUAAAUCUGACCAAAAACCUGCAAAAUGAAUGUCAGCCUUAGUCAGCUAUCGUUUGUGCUUAGUGCUCAGUGCUUAGUAGACUUUGGUAUGCUUAAAGCUUCAGUCAUUAAAAACUUUUCAACAACAUUUCAGGUAUGCUAGCCUUUGCUAGCACUGAGUGCAACAUCACUGAGAGCUAAACCUAGCAUAGCUGUGGGUUUGGUUGACCUGUAUGAAGAUAAAUUCAUGUUUUAAGCAGUAGAUAAAUUAAUACAAUAAAAAUUAAUAUCAAACUGUAAAAGAAAUUCAGGUAUUUAAAGCUGCUGUUGGUAGUAGUAUUUAUUGUGUGUUAGCACCUGCCCAUUUGUGCUUUGUUUAAAAAAAAUUGAGCUGAAUCAAACAACCAAUCAUUAACUUGUAACCUCUAACUCAGGACCAAAGCAAUAAACUCUAGACAGGGAGCUACAUCCGAAGAGCCAAUUUUUCUAUGUGCCUGAUGCAACUUAAAUGUAACCUCAAUAUUUUUUAAUCUGUCCUACAUUCCUGAACAUGUUUAAAGCUGCUGUUGGUAGGAAUGGUGUCAAAAAUGUUACUUUUUUUCUGCUGGGUUAGGAGAAGAGGUGAUAACACCCAUCAGUACUCAUCAGUAAGUGAAGUUAUUUGAGAUUAUCGUGAAAUCUGUUUUCCAAUGCCUAUAUAUAUAAAGCAAUGUUACUAUUCCCCUUGUUCCCGUUAUGACAGACCAAUCAUAGCUAAUCUACAAUCCUCCGUCCUCCGCCCCACUAUGUCAUGCUGAUUAGUUGGGAAGCCACUACUUCCUCAUAUAACGCGCAAAGCAAUAUUUUGUGGGCGGGGUUACGGGAGCAGAGAGGGGAGGAGUAGUGAGGACAUUCGAAAUCUCUCUCCUAACUGAUGUUUAUAUCACGGCUACCAACAGCAGCUUUAAUCGCCAUACUAUGAGUUGCCAAUCAUCCUGCCUUUGUUUACUGAUGCUGCUUUUGAUAACUUAUUUAUUUGCAUGUUUGAAUAAAUAAAAUGCAAGUUGUACUGGAGACGUGUUCAAUUAAAAGCAUUUAUAAAUGAUUCACA